UGAUUAAAAGGUUUAACAUAUAAAAGAUAGUUAUAAAAAUAAAUAUCAUGAUUCUUAAAGUCAUUGGUAGCAUUUUUUUCCCGCCUCUUAUUUGGUUUGUCUACAGUUACAUCAAACAUCUUAUAGAAUGUUUGUACUAUCCGAAAGGACCAGUUCCUCUACCGUUCAUAGGAAAUACAAACUUAUUAAGAAAAAAGGAAACUUGUAAAGAGUUUGUUAAUCUUGGGAAGAUAUAUGGUGAUAUUUUUGGAUUCAGCAUUGGUUCUAUUAGAUAUGUAAUUGUUAACAACUUAGAAGGUAUUCAUGAAGUUUUAAUUAAAAAAGGCUCACAAUUUUCUGGUCGACCAAAGAUUAUAUAUUGGAGUAGAACAAUGAACAGCCUCAUCAAUAACGACUUAAAUGCAACCUUUAAAGUUUUACGAAAAAUAACAUCCUCAUCAUUAAAGAUUUAUGCGGAAGGAUUGGUGGGAAUGGAAAAAAGAGCUAUUGAGGAAUACACCCACUUAAAUAAAAAGCUUUUAUCAUUGAAAGGGCAAGCAGUAUCUAUUAAAAACAUGAUUGAACUAACCACCCUUAACAUUAUUUGCACAAUCCUUUUCAAUCAACGCUAUGAACAAGACGAUGAUGAAUUUCAAAAUAUCAUAAAGUAUUCAAAUUUGUCAUUUAAAGCAUUUAGUGCAAGCAAUCUUCUAAGUUCUAUUCCGUGGUUACGCUAUUUUCCAACAACUGCAUCAAAGUAUAUUCAAGAGAUUGAAAGACUUCGGGAUCCAAUUUUAAAACGAAAACUUCAAGAGCACAGAAAAUCAUAUGACGAGAAUAACUUACGUGAUAUAACAGAUGCUUUAAUUAAAGCUUCUAUUCAUUUAAAUGCAGAGAAAGAUUCUCUCAUAAAGGUUACUGAUGACAACAUUCAGUUUAUUUUAAACGAUUUAAUACUCGCUGGAUCAGAAACGUCAUCGAGCACAAUUACUUGGUUUAUUGUUUAUAUGCUACAUUAUCCUGAAUACCAAGAUAAGAUAUUUAAUGAAGUUAUAAAAGUAACGUCAGGUAACCGCUAUCCAUGCUUAAACGAUCGUCCUUUGCUUCAUUUAUUGCAAGCUACUAUUCAUGAAACAUUGAGAUUGUCGUCUGUAGCUCCUUUAGGUUUGCGUCAUAAAGCUAUGGAAAACAGUACAAUUUGUGACAAACCUGUUUUAAAAGGCACACUUAUUAUAACUAAUUUAUGGAGCAUUCACCAUGAUGAAAGAUACUGGAAAAAUCCCAUGAGUUUUUAUCCCGAGCGCUGGUUAAAUGAAACUGGUGAGUUUGACUACAAGUUAGGUAACGCUUAUAUUCCCUUUUCAGGCGGACCACGUGCUUGUUUAGGAGAAACCUUGGCAAAAACCGAAUUAUUUGUCAUUAUUUCGCGUUUAGUAACAGAUUUUUAUUUUGAGAAAUCUGUUGAAGAAGACUUACCACGCUUAGACAGUUUUCCUGGUGUCACCCGUUCUCCCUAUGACUUCAAAGUUGUGGUCGUUUCAAGAAGUUAAACUUUGAGUAUUUUUUUUAAAUCCAUGGUCAAACUGAAAACUUAUCUUUUAUUUUUAACUACUUAUAAAUAUAAUGUAUUUGAAUUUUAAGAGAUAAUGGCAAUUAGCAAUUAAAUAUUACCUACAUUUUAACGUAAAACGCAAUUAUUAUUUAAAGGUUACAGAACAGGAUGAGCUAUUUCAGCAUUCAUGUUUAUACGUAAAAGAACUAUUAUUUCUAUAAAUAAACGAUAUAAUUUGUAUAACGCGGGUUAUAAUUUUAUUAUAUUUUAUCUUUGUU
This is a messenger RNA of Hydra vulgaris (swiftwater hydra), 1809 nucleotides long. Its product is annotated as steroid 17-alpha-hydroxylase/17,20 lyase. Gene Ontology annotation, biological process: hormone biosynthetic process; progesterone metabolic process. Lineage: Eukaryota; Metazoa; Cnidaria; Hydrozoa; Anthoathecata; Hydridae. Gene Ontology annotation, molecular function: steroid 17-alpha-monooxygenase activity; iron ion binding; heme binding. The record is from RefSeq and is a predicted model, not a curated record.